This is a messenger RNA of Paramecium primaurelia, 304 nucleotides long. The record is from the annotation of a GenBank genome assembly. NCBI's taxonomy places the organism in Eukaryota, Ciliophora, Oligohymenophorea, Peniculida, Parameciidae.
AAUUAAAUAAUGGGAAACGAUAUUCAAAGGGUACAAUAAUUAGGAGAUAGCAUAAGAUAAUUGCGAGAAGAUAUGGAUGCACUAUCUAAAAUUGCUCCUCAAGUUGAAAAGAUGAUAGCUUUGUCAAGUACUUUAGAGUCAACAACAAAAAAUGUAAUAUCUAUUAAUAAAUAUUAGAUUAAUGAAAACAUGUCUAAAGUAAGUAAAACAGUUUCAGACGUUGAUGAGAAGGUAAAAAAAGCAAAGGAAAUCAUGGAUAAAAUACCAGGAGGAAAUAAAUUACAAUCAUUUUUUUGAGAUUUUA